Fonsecaea multimorphosa CBS 102226 is the source of this 1173-nucleotide messenger RNA. RefSeq lists its product as uncharacterized. Gene Ontology annotation, biological process: protein phosphorylation. The transcript is spliced from 3 exons. The record is from RefSeq and is a predicted model, not a curated record. Gene Ontology annotation, cellular component: nucleus; cytoplasm. Bases 1 to 1173 code for a protein of 390 amino acids. Gene Ontology annotation, molecular function: cyclin-dependent protein serine/threonine kinase activity; ATP binding. NCBI's taxonomy places the organism in Eukaryota, Fungi, Ascomycota, Eurotiomycetes, Chaetothyriales, Herpotrichiellaceae.
AUGCCCGUGGAGAUCAGUUUCACCGAAAGACUGAGCAAUAUUGUGGCUCUGACGAAUGCCUUCACUUCAGCAGGCAAUGAUGGAGACGCAGCUCGCAAUAAGGCGAGAGAUCUAGAGAGCGAAAUCCUGCAGUCAGCUUCUUCUCCAGAAGAGUACCAACGACAGCUGCGAGAAGCCUUACAAGCCUCACAUACACUCAAUGCACCGCAGUCGGACGAGUCAGAGCUCCCACAAGAACCCGAGAUAUUGAACCAUGACGGCCCCAGCUUUGGAGCUUACCAAUUCGCAACUUACCAUACAGACGGGCAAACGGCGACCAUUUUCAAAGCGCAAGCAAAGGACAACAAUGCCCCAGUUCGAAUAGUGGCCUUGAAAGUUACUCAUCCAGCAAUGAUGUCUCCGCCGCAUAACUCAGAACGAGAAGCUCGGAUGUUGGUCAAGGCGCGUCAUGAGCAUGUGGUGCCUCUCCUAGACACCAUUCACGAAUCGGGAGGGAAAUUCAUCCUUGUCUUCCCUUUCCUCAGGCAGGAUCUGGAGAACCUGCUCAGGUCCGGCAGAUUGGACAAGAAGCAGGCAAGUAUGGUGUACGACGGACUCUUCCAAGCCUUAGAACAUAUUCACGCACUGGGCAUGGUCCAUAGAGACGUGAAGCCGUCGAAUAUCUUACUAAAGUCGAUGACCGGACCAGUCUACCUGAUCGAUUUCGGCAUCGCAUGGUCUCCAGGUGACAAGGACUCAGAACCGGCGGAUUCCAAGAUCACUGACGUUGGUACGACUUGCUAUCGCCCACCAGAGAUCCUAUUUGGUGACCACUCGUACGACACCUCCUUGGACAUGUGGGCAGCGGGCUGUGUUGUCGCAGAAAUCGUGAAGGACGGCCACCAUCCAUUGUUCGACGCUGGUCCCUUGGGGAGCGAGCUGAGUCUGAUCAGGUCCAUCCUUACGACUCUGGGGACGCCCGAUGAGGACAGUUGGCCCUCUGCAGAAGCAUGUCGUGAUUGGGGUAAGAUGCGAUUUCAGAGGUACCCGGCCAAACCGUGGCAUGCCCUUCUACCUGGGGCUCCUGAGGCCGCCAUUGACUUCGUCUCCAAAACGGUGUGCUAUGAGAAGACAAGGAGAUUGACUGCCAAAGCAGCGAUGCGGCAUGAUUUGAGAUCUGUCAUUGGAAGAUGA